AUGAAUAACAAUUAAUUCUAAACCAGAUAAUGGGAAUAACAAUACGCCAAACACAAAAGGUCUGUAGAGCAAAUUGAACACAGAAAUUACAAAUUCCCCGAUCAGGUUGAAGAAAUUAUAUAAAGAUGUAAAAAUAUAACUUCCUAAUCAAGAAAAGGACGCAAACAAAAAGAAGUGCUCUCCAGAAUCACAGCCUCCAACCUCAUACUCUCUAAGAAGCUUCAAGAAAUAGAAAAGAGAAGGCAAGUCAAAUUCAUGUAAUAUCAACUAUUCAAUUUAAGUGAUGCUCCAGUACGCUUGUCUACUAAAUCUCUUAGAGAAGAAAACUAUAAUAAAAUCAAAGUUGAAAAUCAUAAGCAAUUUGAAAGAAUUACCCAAGUUAAAGGCACACUACAAACUUAAUGA
Molecule: messenger RNA, 405 nt
Organism: Paramecium tetraurelia
Lineage: Eukaryota; Ciliophora; Oligohymenophorea; Peniculida; Parameciidae
Exons: 2
Source: RefSeq, a predicted model, not a curated record